AUGUAAUCAAUUAAACCAAUAGUUCAAUAAAUCUCUUAUGCCAGACAAGGAAUAAAUGAGAAAAAAAAUAUUUCAGAGAAUAUAGAAAAAAUGAAGGCCGCAUUUGAUUAAUUGGCACCAGCAAUUAGAAAUUAGCAAGAUUACAUUUAAAAUAUGAAUCCAUCUUCAAUUUAGGUUAAGGAUGGAGCAGAGAAAUUAUAAGAAUAAAAAAGAUAUUUCUUAAGAUUUCUUGAUUUAAUGAAUUAUGAGUUAUCUGAAUUGCUAAAUAUUGCAAGAAAUACUAUGGGUUUGAAAGAUAGAAAUACAAAUCCAGAUCCUUUUUGGGAAAAAAUUCUUUAUUAAAAAGUUAAAUUUAUAGAAUCAAUAAAGGAUUAAUUGACUCCUGAUACGAAUUAUUUUGAAUUGCUCUUUAAGACUUUAAAUUUAAGGGAUAAUCUAAUAAUAUAAUUUAUAAAAGGAUUAUUACAUAGAAAACUUCUUUUAUGGAAAGACAUGAAUAUAAGAAAUGAACCUUUUGUUCAUGCUUAGAUUAAAGCGUUGUUAAAUAAUAUUGAAUCUAAAUAAACAAAAGGUUAAAUUGUAAGUGAGAAGUUGGAAUUUAAAGAAAUUGAUUUUGUAAGUGAAAUAAUAGCAGGAGUUUGGAGAUAUUAAUUAGAAUCGAAAGAGGAGAGUUAUUCAAUAGGAAUAUUUUUUAAUUUAUUAAAAGAUACUUAUGAUGAUUUAAUUACAAGUUUAUUAAAUUAUUGUAAUUUAUCAUCAGAUCCAGCUGCAUUAAAAUAAGUAACAAAUAAUUCAAAGUAAGUUUAAAGUCUUAGACAAUAAAUAGAAAUUUUGGUUGAUGAAAAUGAAAAGUUAACUAAGUAAUUAAAUGAAUUGAAAGUUACUAAAAGAUCUAAUGAGUUUGUGGAAAUUAAAAGAUUAUAAUAAGUGAUUGAAGAAUUGGAAGUUAAUUUAUCUAGAAAAACUAGAGAAAUAGAUGAACUAAUGGCUAAUUCUAAGGGAAGUUUAAGUUUAAUAUAGAAUUUAAGAGAAAAAUUAAAGGAUGUUGAGGAAGAAAAUCAUCGAUAUAAUAAUAUAUUUUUUCCAAAAUAAAAAGAUAUAGAGUAAUAGACAGCAAAAUUAUUGGAUGAAUUUUUAUAAAUUAAAAAAGAUAUUGAUACAUAUAGUUCAUUGUUUAAAAUGGAGAGUUAAAUAAGAGAAAAAGCUCUGAAAAGUAAAGAGUAAUCUGAAGAUUAAGUGUAAAAGUUAGUUGAUAUGUUAGGAAGAUCUAAAUAAAAAGUAUAAAUAUAAAAAUAAAUAAAAGAAUAAAGAACUUUAAGAAGUUAUAAAAUAAAAAGAAUCAAUUAUUAAUAAAGUAUUAGAAGCUAAAAGGUAAAAUAUGGAGGAAAUUUAAAAUUUUAAAAAGGAAGUUACUAGUCACAAAGACUUAGUUAUAUAUGAGGUAAUUUUAUAAAAGAUCUUAGUAAAAUAGAGUCAAAGAGGUGUAAAUAUAGUUUGAUGUAUUGGAGAAAAAGUAUUAAGACAUGUUUGAAAUUAAUACACAUUUUAAUAAAAGAAUAUAUGAGCUGGAAAGAUAAAAAAAGGAAUUACUUGAUAUCUUAAAGAGUCAUGAUAUCGAACCAGAUCCAACUAAAUUAAGUAUAAUCAAUUAAUCAUAAGAAUAAUGA
Paramecium sonneborni is the source of this 1667-nucleotide messenger RNA. The record is from the annotation of a GenBank genome assembly. NCBI's taxonomy places the organism in Eukaryota, Ciliophora, Oligohymenophorea, Peniculida, Parameciidae.